Messenger RNA from Strongylocentrotus purpuratus (purple sea urchin), 1774 nucleotides. RefSeq names its product apoptosis-inducing factor 2. The transcript has 7 exons. Lineage: Eukaryota; Metazoa; Echinodermata; Echinoidea; Camarodonta; Strongylocentrotidae. The coding region runs from base 12 to 1130 and encodes 372 amino acids. The record is from RefSeq and is a predicted model, not a curated record. Gene Ontology annotation, cellular component: cytoplasm. Gene Ontology annotation, molecular function: electron-transferring-flavoprotein dehydrogenase activity; flavin adenine dinucleotide binding.
UCAUCCAGGCCAUGGGGACAUCACAAAGUGUUGCUUUGAAGGAGAAGACGGUGGUGGUGAUCGGCUGCAGCUUUGGGGGGAAAGCAGUGGCGUAUCCACUCAGGGGCCAGUGUAAACUUAUCGUGAUUGAUCCUCGUGAAGCCAUGCACAUUACCAUAGCAGCACCAAGAGCCUGUGUUGAACCAGGUUUUGCUAAAAGGGUUCUUAUACCGCUCAAGGAAGUCUUUGGUGAUAGCUUUGAACAGGAUACUGUGGAGAAGAUAUCCCCUGCAGCAGGGCAAGUUGUCCUCUCCAACGGCAAAGAGAUUUCCUACGACUACCUGGUGAUAGCCACAGGCACAACAGGACCAUUUCCAGGCAAGCUUCAGAACGACUGUACCAUCGAUCAGGCUUUGGAUCUGUACAAGGAUGCAUGUGAAAAGGUGAAGGCUGCCAAGACGGUGGUGAUCAUCGGAGGGGGAGCUGUAGGGGUAGAGAUUGCAGGAGAGGUGGCUACGGAUUACCCAGACAAAGAAGUCACCAUCAUCCAUGCCAGAGACAGCCUGGUGGAACCUGCCACGAGUGACACAUUCAGGGCCUCUGUUCAGAAGCAGCUAGAAGAACUCAAUGUGAAACUGGUCUUUGGUGAGAAGGUGACCAAUCUUGAUGACAUUCCUAGAGACCUAUCAGGAGCCACUGUCCUCACCGACAAAGGCAAGUCCAUCCAGGCCGACGUGGUGUUUGUAUGCAUAGGCUCGUCAAUUAACAGUCAGGCAUAUGCAGAAGAGCUUGGUUCUAAGAUGGAUGCACGUGGGUCUCUUCAGGUCAACCAAUAUCUUCAAGUAGAAGGUCAUGAAAACAUAUUUGCCGUAGGUGACUGCUGCAACGCGGAUGUUCAGAAGAUGGCGUAUAGAGCAGGAGAGCAGGGAAAAGCCGUCUACCACAACAUCGUACAGCAUGCGAGUGGGUACCCACUGAAACCGUACAAGUCCCCAUGCGUGAUGUUCGCUCUGUCAAUUGGACGGCAUCGGGGUCAGCUUCAAAAUGGCAACAUGGUCCUAGGGUCAUGGCUCAUGAAGCGAGUAAAGAGCCAUGAUCUGUUUACAGGAAAAAUGUGGGGAGAAUGUGGUUUGAAACCUCCCAAAAACUGAAACACUACAAAAUUAUGUCGAGGUGCAAUGAAAAUGGAAUUUUACAUUUGAUUUUAUACAUUCAAGCAUGACACUGCAAUUAAUUCAAUCAAAUUAACUUGCCCUUUAAUUACUGGCAUUUUUUAUGUUUUCCGCCUGUAACCGACGAAUCAAGCAUCCUUUAUUUAUUUAUUAUUGCAACGUAUUAAUAGAGAGACACAUAAUUCAGAGCUCUGCCAGUUCGAGUGUGUAUAUUUUUAUGAGCUAUAGUAUCACCACGCACGCAUCUUUACGAUAUCUGUGCAAUAAUGUUAUUUAUUAUUGCAACGUAUUUAGAGAGACACAUAAUUCAGAGCUCUGCCAGUUCGAGUGUGUAUGUUUUUAUGCGAUAUAGUAUCACCACGCACGCAUCUUUACGAUAUCUGUGCAAUAAUGUUAUUUAUUAUUGCAACGUAUUUAGAGAGACACAUAAUUCAGAGCUCUGCCAGUUCGAGUGUGUAUGUUUUUAUGCGAUAUAGUAUCACCACGCACGCAUCUUUACGAUAUCUGUGCAAUAAUGUUAUUUAUUAUUGCAACGUAUUUAGAGAGACACAUAAUUCAGAGCUCUGCCAGUUCGAGUGUGUAUGUUUUUAUGCGCUAUAGUAUCACCAUGCACGCAUCUUUAC